This is a messenger RNA of Mesocricetus auratus (golden hamster), 3274 nucleotides long. It is a transcript of the gene Rassf5, whose product is annotated as Ras association domain family member 5. The record is from RefSeq and is a predicted model, not a curated record. NCBI's taxonomy places the organism in Eukaryota, Metazoa, Chordata, Mammalia, Rodentia, Cricetidae. The transcript is spliced from 6 exons. Bases 59 to 1300 code for a protein of 413 amino acids. Gene Ontology annotation, cellular component: nucleus. Gene Ontology annotation, biological process: signal transduction.
GGAGCCGCCCCUUCUGUCGGCCAAGCUCCAGAGCUGCGGCCGCCAGCGGGCCUCGACCAUGGCGUCCCCGGCCAUCGGACAGCGUCCCUACCCGCUUCUCUUAGACCCCGAGCCGCCACGGUAUCUGCAGAGCCUGGGUGGCAUGGAACCACCGCCGCCCAGCCGGCCACGCCGCUGCAUCCCCGCGGCCCUGGUCCCCGCGUCCGGGGCGUCAGAGGGACGCGGCGGCCGGAGGGCUGCCCGGGGAGACCCCGAGCCCACGCCCCGGGACUACCGACCCGCUCGCCCUGUCCGGCCCGGUCUGCAGCAGAGACUGCGGCGGCGGCCCGGGUCGCAUCGACCCCGCGACGUGCGGAGCAUCUUCGAGCAACCGCAGGAUCCCCGCGUCCUAGCCGAGAGAGGCGAGGGGCACCGUUUCGAGGAACUGGCACUGCGGGGCGGCCCGGGCUGGUGUGACCUGUGCGGACGAGAGGUGCUGCGGCAGGCGCUGCGCUGCGCUAACUGUAAAUUCACCUGCCACCCAGAGUGCCGCAGCCUGAUCCAGCUGGACUGCAGACAGAAGGAGGGCCCUGCCCUGGAUAGACGCUCUCCAGAAAGCACUCUUACCCCGACCUUCAACCAGAGUGUCUGUAAGGCGGUGGAGGAGACACAGCACCCACCCACACUCCAGGAGAUCAGGCAGAAGAUUGACAGCUACAACAGCAGGGAGAAGCAUUGCCUGGGCAUGAAGUUGAGUGAAGAUGGCACCUACACGGGUUUCAUCAAAGUGCAUUUGAAACUGCGGCGGCCAGUGACGGUACCUGCUGGGAUCCGGCCCCAGUCUAUCUACGAUGCCAUUAAGGAGGUGAACCCCGCCGCCACCACAGAUAAGCGGACAUCCUUCUACCUGCCACUUGAUGCCAUCAAGCAGCUGCAUAUCAGCAGCACCACCACUGUCAGCGAGGUCAUUCAGGGACUGCUCAAGAAAUUCAUGGUUGUGGACAACCCACAGAAGUUUGCACUCUUUAAGAGGAUACACCAAGAUGGACAAGUGCUCUUCCAGAAACUCUCCAUUGCUGACUGCCCUCUCUACCUGCGUCUGCUCGCUGGACCGGACACUGACAUACUCAGCUUUGUGCUUAAGGAGAAUGAAACCGGAGAGGUAGAGUGGGAUGCCUUUUCCAUUCCUGAACUCCAGAACUUCUUAACUAUCCUGGAAAAAGAGGAGCAGGACAAAAUCCACCAAGUGCAGAAGAAGUACACCACAUUCCGGCAGAAACUGGAGGCGGCGCUGCGGGAGUCCCAAGGGAAGCCUGGGUAGCCGCCUCCUUCCCGUCCUCUCAGUGCCCUCGGUCAUUUAUUAUUUUGCAACAGACAUUCUCAAGAUGCCUCUGGGUCCACCUGUGCCUGCCCAGCAACUAACAGAUGUGGCACAAAGUCUCUUCCACAAAGUGUCUGUGCAGGGCUCGAUUCCUGCCAACCCACCGCGCCAUGACUCUGGAGAUUCCACCUGGAUCAGAACUUGUGGGAUGAACAGUGUUUCCCCUGCUCAAUCUGCUGGCCUUUCACAAACCAAAUAGUUGCCUCUGGGCACCAAACUCCAAUCAAUCACACCGGCCGGCAAAGAGGGAGGAAAGGUUUUAGAGCCCCGUCUUCUUUCUCUGGAUUUAAUUUUUCAGUUCUCCUUUGCCACCCAUAGUAUCUUUAUUUGUGGGUCCAAUGUGGCAUACUCAUUCAGCUAAGUCCUUGAAAGCAGAAAUGCUUAUGAAAGGACUGUCCUCCUUGCCCCCAGGUGCCUCCUCUUCGCUAGGACUAGACACUCGGGUUAGCCUGAGAUUUCCAGAGGCUACAGCCCGACCAGGCCCUGUCUCUGUCACCCCAGGGGCCGAGCACAUGCAAACCCAAAGGCAUAUACUUACAGUUACGUGGUAUUUCAGCAUGUCUUUGUCCUGUUUGUUAUGUCAAAAUUUGAAUUUGAUAUUGUCAUCCUCAUGGGUUUCUACCAGCCACUUAACAAUUUUAGUUUCCUGCCGAGUGGCCAGAAAGUAUUGCAGAGAAGCUCAUCCAAGCUGUCUACAACCUGCCUGCCACUAGGAAGUGGUGGUGCCUGGACCACUCAGCCUACCUCGGCAUCUAUCCACUCCAGCUGUUGCCUGAGUAGUAGCCUUGAUCACUGACAGUGGUGGGGUCCUUUCUGUUGCAAAGCAUGCUCUGUGACCUGGCCUGCCCGGUGACUCCAGUGCCUUUUUGUUCUCAGAGAGAAGAGCAGGGCAUGUUUGUGGAAAGCUCUCCUGCUGGCUUGCCGCUGGCAGGAAGCCGACAAUGAUGUAGACGAUGGUGUAGAGAGAAGGACAGGGGACUCCUCAGAGCACAGGGCGACGAUCACACACCUCUUUGCCAUCAAGCUUCCUGAUCAGACACUGACUUGAAGAUGUGAUAUUAUUAGGCCACAAUGACAGCAUCAAAUUAUAACUCCAGCUCUGACUAGUUCAGACUGAACAUAAAUUAGCCAGGACUGCAAAGACACUCAAUGGAGAGGGAUUAGAACCUGUCUUUUCAAAGAAGGCCAGUGUUCCAAUCUAGCCUCAGAAGAGACCACUUGCUUGUUACCCCUGCCCCUCCACACCCCUCGGGUUGUUUCAGGCCCAAGCUUCUUCAUGUAGCCUCCAAAGCUCCCUCCCCAGCUCAGGCUAGUCCACACUGCUCCUGUCCCAGAGGAAUGCCAUUCAGUCUUCAGAGCUGCCAAAGCUACACGAGCUAGCAACUCUGAGGCUGUGCAUGCCAGCGACCCUGGCUGUCCGCCACCUCACGCUCGGUCUCAUCACUUCCUUCCCUCCUGCGGAUACAGGGACAGCGGAAGUCAUCCCUUCACCCUGCAUGUCUGUAGCACUAGGAGAAGGCAUGGCUCCUGCUGCAAACACUGUGAAUGCUGCUGAGAACCUCCCUCCAUGGAUGGCUGUUUUAUUUUUAAGAAAAAAAAGUCAUGUAUAUAUACAAAUACAUAUAUAUAUGUGUGUGUAUUCACAUAGAGGCAUAUAGCUAUAUAUAAAGAAAAGGUGUUUAUUCAGAAAAUUAUGGUAAAAUUCAGACUUUAAGCACAGUUGGACUCAGGACCUCUACUGAAGUUGAGCUUCUGGGAAGGGUCAAGUUCCUUCAGUCCCAGAGCUGGGUGUAACUGCUGGUAGUGCCUUCUAUGGUUGUAUUGUUCUGUGGGUGUUGUUUUGAGAAUAUUUUCUUUGUAAAUGUCUUUCUUAUAUGUUUUUUAAUGAGUAAUAAAAUCUUACUGCAAAAACAA